AUGUCUUCCUUUAGGCUCUUGGUAAGUCUACGAUGCUGGAUAGAUGCGGUGGUAUCUCGCCUUUGGCGAUGUCUGCUCUCUCUGGGCGGUGCGGCCUACACUGCUCAGGAGCCUGUCACGACUAUAACCGGCGGCACGACCCCAAACGACGAAUAUCUGGCAUUGACCGACGAUGAAGUGGCAAAGGCCAGUGACAACUUCGUUGAGUCGCUGCUUCCGGAAAAAAUAAAGGCCUUGGCAUCGCGCUACAACGGCGGUAGAAGUUGCGAUAUCACGGGACAAGCCAGAGGCAGUUACAACGUCUGCUUUUUUGUCAAGUUUGAUGAGGAGGAGGAGUGGGUUGUCAGAAUUCCUAUUGAACCUGCUCUCUAUAAGCCGUGGGAAACAUUGCUCAGCGAAGUGGCCACUAUAGAUAUACCGGUGGCCCAAGUCCACGCAUAUGGGAAAGGGGAAAAGUUGACGGCAAGUCCCACGGCAACGCAAAUGUUCCUCAUUCUGGAUUACAUUCCGGGGACGCCUCUAGCCACAAAAAAGCUACUCCGCGCUACCGGUACAAUGAGGACCACAUUCUUCCGCCAACUGGUCGGCUAUUUGGCAGAACUUUGGUCUCUCGAGCUCCCUGCCAUUGGGUCUCUAAUGCUAUGCGACAAGGCGUCGCAGCCGAUACUUGGAGGCCUUCUCACUCAAUCUUCAAACGACGCUUGUCGAGAUAUGCCAAGCUUUGCAUCGUCCAAGGCAUUUGUAGAGUCCCAGUUCCAUCUCAUUUCCAGAUAUCUACUUGCGCCACGACAUGAUCACCCGGAAGAUGAGGUUCGGUAUGAUAUGUUUUGCCUCAGCAGCAUGAAGCCUUACUUCAGUAGCGUUAUAAAACCUGAAUUCGACAGUGGUCCCUUCGUUCUUAGCCAUCCAGAUCUACGACCAAGCAAUAUUAUAGUCAAUGAAGAAAUGGGGAUCGUCGGCUUCAUUGAUUGGCAGUUUGCAAGCGUCGUCCCUCGCCAGCUUUGCACGCCGCCAGCAUGGGUCACCGGCCAUACGUGGACCAACUAUGAUAAGUUAUUCCUCUCAUCGUUUUCUGUCGGCCUGGCCCUUGAUGAUAAACUUCCCGAACAGCUCAAUCGAGAGUGGCGCGACCCAUCGAGUACCUCUUUUCACGUUGCGCAUAUUAUUAGACGCCCUGCCGACCUCAAUCGUGUCUUUCAGAAUUAUUUUGCUAGAGGAAAAGACGCCAGAGAGCUUGAGGAGGCCGAGAGCAACCUAUUUCAGGACCCAAGAGUUGCUUCAGAGGCUCAACAAAUAGCGGAACGGAACGCACGAUACACAGAGUACUUGAAAAGCCAGGGAAGAUAUACAAAAGUGGCCUGA
This is a messenger RNA of Metarhizium robertsii ARSEF 23, 1362 nucleotides long. RefSeq lists its product as uncharacterized. The transcript is spliced from 2 exons. Bases 1 to 1362 code for a protein of 453 amino acids. Lineage: Eukaryota; Fungi; Ascomycota; Sordariomycetes; Hypocreales; Clavicipitaceae. The record is from RefSeq and is a predicted model, not a curated record.